Anneissia japonica is the source of this 2164-nucleotide messenger RNA. Its product is annotated as ETS domain-containing protein Elk-3-like. Lineage: Eukaryota; Metazoa; Echinodermata; Crinoidea; Comatulida; Comatulidae. Gene Ontology annotation, cellular component: nucleus. Bases 214 to 1401 code for a protein of 395 amino acids. Gene Ontology annotation, biological process: cell differentiation; regulation of transcription by RNA polymerase II. The record is from RefSeq and is a predicted model, not a curated record. The transcript is spliced from 4 exons. Gene Ontology annotation, molecular function: sequence-specific DNA binding; DNA-binding transcription factor activity, RNA polymerase II-specific.
CAGAUCGCUAUUUAUAGGUGUUUUCUGUUCUUCUUCCGGCUGAUGAUGAUGACACACACACUUACAGGCUUGUAACACAGCACAGUCAACCACUGGAAAUACACUGUUUAACACAUACAGGAGCUGGUCUCCAGAAGUAACUCUCUUCCGAUUUUAUACCUCACACGUAUUGAAACUGUAAUACACAAAGAAUAAAACGAUAUAAAGUUUAGAAUGGACGCUCAUGUGACACCCGGUUACACGCCGACGCAUGUGAUAUCACGGACAGAGACUGGUCAAGAAGGCAACCAGACCCAAAAACAUGAAAUAACGGAAAAAAGUUUCAAAAACGCUGGUGGAUACCAAAAUAUGAAGAUGAAUUACCCGACGAAACAAAAAACAAUGGACACCAACGUAACGCUGUGGCAAUUUCUGUUAGAACUUCUGAUGGAUCAACAAAACGGGACACUUAUUACUUGGACUGGCGUAGAGGGAGAAUUCAAACUUCUGAACGCAGAAGAAGUAGCCCGUCAAUGGGGACUUAAAAAGAACAAGAACAACAUGAAUUACGACAAACUAAGUCGCGCACUCAGAUAUUACUACGACAAGAACAUUAUCAAAAAGGUUAUGGGACAGAAGUUCGUUUACAAGUUUGUGUCGUUUCCAGAGAUUGUGAAAACUGAAAAUAAGAUUCCAUUCAAGGUGAAAAUGGAGAGUCUAGACAUGCAUACUAGACCACAAAGUACCUCUACAACGGACCAAAUACACGAGAGGAAAUGCGAAUCUGUUCGUCCAAUUCAAGUCAGAGAAGCUCCCACACACAUUGAACACUUAACGACAGCAGCACCGCCAACUGAUAGGACGUCUGAAAGCGGGAGUAUGUCGUGGACUACAAGUGGGUUACCAACUUUCAAAGUCAACGAGCCCCAGCAUUCUAUGGUAUACAGUCCAACGGCUGUCACCUUAUCUUCUCGAGGCUACACAUCUGACGCAAGAAUGAACAAUGAACCAACUUUGGUCAAUAGCUCUGGUCGACCGAUGAUCUCUACUGGAAGUUUGGCAACAACUAUGACCACUUUCGCAUCGCGAACCAAACCCACCCCAAUUCAACUGUCUGUCGAUUCGCCAUCUUAUUCAGGCAUGUAUUUAAGCACUCCUGUCACAUCAUACCCUGGGGUAACUCAAGGUGCUGCCACCCCAAUCAUGAUAGCUAGCCCACUACUCAGCCAAAACGGCACUCCUUUGCUGCCUCUAAGCUUUUGGAAUACUUUGAGUCCUAUGACUUUAAGUCCAUCCAUGAGUACAUUAAAUACAUUCCAAUUUCCCACAGUGAUUAAUGGACACCAUGUUCUCCCAAUGCAGCCCCUGACUCCUACUGUACUGCUUUCUCCAAGCACUACAAAACCAAUCAUUGUUUCGUAAUUACUACAUCAUCAACACCUCAUCAUCAUUUUCAACUUUCGUUGUAGAAAAUUGAGCACGUUAACGUUACAUGUAAUAACUGCAACAGACUAUGUGGAUAUCUGCAUGCGUGUUUGAUUAUCUCUUGUUAAUUCGUAUUUAAACAGAAGGUUCACUUAAGGGUUUGAUAUCCUAAUUGUAAAUAAUUUGUGUAUAAUUUAAGUAAAGAUGCGUCGUUAUGUAAAUAUAACAAUAUUUUUUUCUGUUUUAAGUUUCACUGUUGACAAUGGAAUUUGCAUGUUUUGUGUUAAAUGGAGUAAUUAUUCGUUUUGUGAUUAUGCGUAGAUGCCAUCAAGGCAUCGGUGCGCUAAUAAUUGACAUGAUGCUAAAAGUAAGGAAAUAAAAUCGCUGGACGAAGUAUUAUUAUUAUUGAUUUAAGAAAAAGUAUUAUAAAUUUAUACAAGUCGCAGGGCGAGGAUAUUUUUGUACCGAAUAUAUGACUUUCACCACCAGGACCAAUGCUAAAUUUUAAAGGUCUUAAAUUUCUCAUUCCAUUUAAAACCAUCAACAAUUGUUUACAGACAGCUCGUGCCUGUGGUGUCACAUCUCAGUAUGUUUAAGAAAUAAGAUAUAUUUUACUAAAUUAUAACUCGUGCUGGUCACGCAUUUUGUAAUGAACUUAUAUUUACUGAAAGGAAUAUAAACAAGCAUUUUCUAUGCAAAAGCAGUGUAAUACAUGCUCUGAAAAGACAUAAAAAAAAUAAAAGAAUAAAUAUGCUUAUCA